Molecule: messenger RNA, 8514 nt
Organism: Ctenopharyngodon idella (grass carp)
Lineage: Eukaryota; Metazoa; Chordata; Actinopteri; Cypriniformes; Xenocyprididae
Gene: taok1a
Product: TAO kinase 1a
Exons: 20
Coding region: 659-3730 (1023 amino acids)
Biological process (GO): protein phosphorylation; execution phase of apoptosis
Molecular function (GO): ATP binding; protein kinase activity
Source: RefSeq, a predicted model, not a curated record
AACAAUAAUUCGCACCACUGUAGGAUUCUCAAGCGCCUUACGAAUCGGCUCGAAGAGUCAUUCAAAAGAUUCAGUUCAAACGAAUAAUUCGUUGGCGAAUCGGACAUCACUAGAGGAGGGCAGAGAGAGAAAAAUCACAGCCACCAUCACAACAUGAUCAUCACCCCACAUCCCAAACACACUGGUUCAAAAAACAACAGUCUCGAGCAUUUCGGAACGAAUCUGAGAAGUGGUCUCGUCGUCGGUCUGUAAAAGGACCGUGUUUAUCACUGUUUUUAAGCCGUCAGGGAGUGGAUCUGUCUCGGACGCCAUCUUUAGCAAGCAGUAGCCCGGGAGAGUGAAGAGCUGCUGGGCCACCGUUAACCAGCACCGGGCUGGAGCAAUUUCUCCAGCUUGACGCUCCUGCUUGACAGCGAUCGAUAAGUUGCUGGGGACUGAUUUGGGGUCGGUAGGCGUGUUUCUGUCCACUGGGUUUGUUGUUGUUGUUGUGGUCGGAGGAGUUUUCUCGGGCUGGCUGCUCAUCCUGGCCUGUUGGGAGGGUUUUGGUCCGUAUGAGGCCACUGUCUUGCAGAUGAGCCAUCAGUGGGGGCUGUCGUGUCGCAGACCCAGAUAGUGACUGGCGGCUGCGGCUGCGGCCCAGGCCCUGCCCCCUCCCAGCAUGCCCAACGCUGUUCGUGCAGGGAGUCUGAAAGACCCCGAGAUCGCAGAUCUCUUUUUUAAAGAAGACCCCGAAAAACUCUUCUCAGACCUGAGGGAGAUCGGUCAUGGCAGCUUCGGCGCUGUAUAUUUUGCACGGGAUGUGCGGACCUCAGAGGUGGUGGCCAUCAAGAAAAUGUCAUAUAGUGGAAAACAGUCUAAUGAGAAAUGGCAGGAUAUAAUAAAGGAGGUGAAAUUCCUUCAGAGGAUAAAGCAUCCAAACAGCAUAGAGUAUAAAGGAUGCUACCUGCGAGAGCACACAGCAUGGCUGGUUAUGGAGUACUGUCUUGGGUCUGCCUCAGAUCUCCUCGAGGUACACAAAAAACCUUUACAAGAGAUGGAGAUAGCAGCGAUUACUCACGGUGCUUUGCAGGGGUUGGCGUACCUCCACUCCCACAACAUGAUUCACAGGGAUAUCAAGGCUGGGAACAUCCUGCUCACAGAGCCGGGACAGGUGAAGCUGGCAGAUUUCGGUUCUGCUUCUAUCGCUUCUCCUGCUAAUUCAUUUGUAGGGACUCCUUAUUGGAUGGCCCCAGAGGUGAUCCUGGCCAUGGAUGAGGGUCAGUAUGAUGGAAAGGUUGACAUCUGGUCUCUAGGAAUAACCUGUAUUGAAUUAGCUGAAAGGAAACCUCCGCUUUUCAACAUGAAUGCAAUGAGUGCCUUAUACCAUAUCGCGCAGAAUGAGAGUCCAUCCCUACAGUCCAGUGAAUGGACGGACUACUUCAGAAACUUUGUGGACUCCUGCUUACAGAAGUUGCCCCAGGACAGACCCAACUCUGAAGAACUGCUGAAACAUGCAUUUGUCCAGCGCGAACGGCCGGAGUCGGUGCUUAUUGACCUGAUCCAGCGCACCAAAGAUGCUGUGAGAGAGCUGGACAACCUGCAGUACCGCAAGAUGAAAAAGAUCCUCUUCCAGGAGGCCCACAAUGGCCCUGCGGCAGAGGUCCCAGACGACGAGGAGGAAGUGGAGCACAGUGCUGGCCGCACAGGCACAGUGAACAGUGUGGGUAGUAAUCAGUCCAUCCCUAGCAUGUCCAUCAGUGCGAGUUCACAGAGCAGCUCGGUUAACAGCCUGCCUGACGCCACAGACGCCACCGAUGACAACAAGAGCGAGGUGGACCUGAUGGAGAAAGACCAAACCAUCAUACCCAACAGCUCCAUGAUUCACGUCAAACCGGAGGAAGAAAGCUACCAGGAAGAAACCGAGGCUCAGAAACAGCCCACAGAGCCCCAGUCUCCCCCAGCACAGACACCACGGCGUCAGUACCGAAAUCGAGAGCACUUUGCCACCAUCCGCACAGCCUCCCUGGUGACGCGUCAGAUACAAGAACACGAGCAGGACUCUGAGGUGCGCGAGCAGAUGUCUGGCUACAAACGAAUGCGCAGACAGCACCAGAAACACCUUCUAGCCCUCGAGAACAAGCUGAAGGGUGAGAUGGACGAGCACAGACUCAAGCUAGACAAAGAACUGGAGAAUCAGAGGAACAGCUUUGCUGCCGAGAUGGACAAACUCAUCAAGAAGCACCAAGGCACCAUGGAGAAAGAUGCCAAGACUUUUACCAACGAUGAAAAGAAAUUUCUGCAGCACAUUCAGAGCCAGCAGAAGAAGGAGCUCAACAGCUUCCUGGAGUCUCAGAAACGCGAGUACAAACUACGCAAGGAACAGCUCAAAGAGGAGCUGAAUGAGAACCAGUCCACACCAAAGAAGGAGAAGCAGGAGUGGCUGUCCAAGCAGAAGGAGAACUUCCAGCACUUCCAGGCAGAGGAGGAGGCCAAUCUACUCCGCCAACAGCGGCAGUAUCUGGAGCUUGAGUGCCGCAGGUUCAAACGGCGCAUUCUCAUUGCACGUCACAACGUGGAGCAAGAUCUCAUGAGAGAGGAGCUGAACAAGCGUCAAACACAGAAGGAUCUAGAGCAUGCCAUGCUGCUCCGACACCAUGAGUCCAUGCAGGAGCUCGAGUUCAGGCACCUGAGCACUAUCCAGAAGAUGCGGGCAGAGCAGAUCCGCCUGCAGCAUCAAACUGAGCUCACCAACCAGCUGGAGUACAACAAGCGCAGGGAGAGGGAGCUCAGACGCAAACAUGUUAUGGAGGUCCGACAGCAGCCUAAGAGCCUCAAGUCCAAAGAGCUCCAGAUCAAGAAACAGUUCCAGGAUACAUGUAAGAUCCAGACCCGGCAGUACAAAGCCCUGCGAAACCACCUUCUGGAGAGCACGCCAAAACCCGAACACAAGACCAUGCUGAAGAGACUGAAGGAGGAGCAAACCAGGAAACUAGCCAUCCUCGCCGAGCAGUACGACCACACCAUCAACAACAUGCUCUCCACACAGGCUUUGCGCCUGGACGAGGCUCAGGAGGCGGAGUGUCAGGUGCUGCGAAUGCAGCUGCAGCAAGAGUUGGAGCUAUUGAAUGCGUAUCAGAGUAAGAUCAAGAUGCAGACGGACGCUCAGCAGGAGCGAGAGAGGAAGGAGCUGGAGCAGAGAGUGUCUCUCCGGAGGGCCCUGCUAGAGACCAAGAUAGAAGAGGAGAUGUUUACCUUGCAGAACGAGCGCACGGAGCGUAUCCGUAGCCUGCUGGAGCGCCAGGCCCGAGAGAUCGAGGCUUUCGACUCAGAGAGCAUGCGCUUGGGCUUUAGCAACAUGGUGUUGGCUAACAUCUCUCCUGAGGGCCUCAGCCACAGCUUCCCUGGGGCCCCGGCCAGUUGGAUCCCCCAUCAGCAUCACUCAGAUGGCUCUCAGGGGACACAGUGGGGCAGCAGCACUAGUUCAGGGGCCGGCCACCACUACCACUCCAAUCAGGGAGGACCACAGGCCCAGCAGGGCUGGGGCCAAGCCAUCCCAGGUGGUGGGCUUCCUCCGUGGGGCCACUCCUCCUCGGGCCCUCCAGGGGCCAUGCCAAAAAGCAGUGUGGGGAUGCGGAAUAGCCCCCAGGCGCUUAGGAGGACCACCUCAGCGGGGCGCACUGAGCAGGGCAUGAGUAGGAGCACCAGCAUCACAUCUCAGAUAUCCAACGGCUCACACCUGUCCUUUACAUAGACGCCAGUGCGUUUGUGCCAACCCUGCACACACAAACACACACAGGGUAGGGGAACGCACUGGCUCACACUAAAGACUGGCACAGAGAGCAGAGCUAACUGCACUCUUCUACCCACCUCCCUCUUUUCCCUCUCUUUCUCUCUCAUUUCACUUUCCUACAUGCAGAUGUGCAUGUCAACUAUAGUAAAUAUCACUCAGGUCAAAAGGUAUUCUAACUUUGCAUGAAGCUUGUUUGACAGCUAUGCAGAGCUAGAGUCAAAAACACUAGUCUGAUUUAAAGCUCACUUAAUGAGAUUCAUUUCAUACUAAUAUUAUAAAGAAAUAUAUUAAAAAAAUUACAUAUAUAUAAAAUAAAUGUUUAUUGAUUUAGCUUUAUUCCACUUAAUGUGUGGAUUCAUAAACCAAAAGGAUGUUGAAAGCAGAUGUUGGCCAUAAUUCUUAAUAUUUGCAUAUAAAUCCGUAAUGAUUAUAUAAGAAAACAGUCUAAGCUUUCAGCCUGCUGUCAUGCUCUUAGGAAAAACAAUUUAGGUUUUAAAAAAAUAAAGAAGAGAAGGAAGAGAGCUGUUGAUUUGAGUGAGUGUUUUCAUUCUUAGAUUUUUAAGUUGGACGAUUCAGUUGCAGAGAAGAUUUAAGUUUGUCUACAUCAAGUACUGAAUUUUUGCAGAAAAUAAUGUGGAUAAAAAUACAUAUUUCAUUAGUUUUGUUUUGACAAUACCUUACAGACCUUUUUGUCAUGUUUAGUCAGCAGGUAGAGGUCAAUGGGGCCGCGUUGCCCAAGCAGUGUGUUUUUGCAGAGUUUAGGGUUUUAAAUCGUGCAAGCAAGCACAAAUCUGUUCAUAUCUCCAUCAUAUUUUUUGUCUGUAGUUGCAUUAAGAAACCUAAUUAUGGCCAGACAACCGGUCUUCAGUGUUCUUAGCCUUUGAUACACCCUUCAUUUUAUUAGGUCAGCCAGCUUUCAUCUGGAUCAGGUGUCUAGAUACAUUUAGAUGUGGUGCUUUCGUGAUUAUUCAUCAUAUGUGAUGUUUUAGGUGUACAGUGCCAGUUUAAAGAUAUCAGAUAUAUGUUCAGUGCCUUGAAUGUGUUAAUGAUUUAAAUAUUAAGUAGAGACAUGCCAAGAUGAAUGUUCUUAUGUAGCUGAAAAAACACUCCCAAUUUUAGAGUCUAAACAUAUUCUACCAAUGUAAUGAAGGGACAGUAUUGGUCCAUUUAAGCUCUGGAUUAUGAAGACUUAUUGUGUGAAUAUAUUUGGUUGUACACCUAAAGAUGAGCUUAAUGUGACGCUAAAUACUUAUGUUAAUAAACUUUUAAAGGGUGCCUUUUAAUAGCUGCCAAGCAGAAGCACUUUAUGUAGUGUGUCAUGUUUCGAGGAAUAUUUUUUCAGCUAUGGAAAUGAUUAAUGCAGGUGUAAACUGUAGUGUGUGAUGGCGGAUGUCCAGUAUGUUAUCUGUUAUUCUUUUCAAAAGAUCUAUGUGGUAAUUUUAAGGAAGUGGUCGAUAUGAAUUCUUUGGCGGUUUUACUAGUAUUGUCAUGAUUUGUAAAUGCGUAAGGAAAUCAAUGCAGAACCUGUUUGAAUGUAUCCUGACCUUCGACAGGUUUAUGUUGUGUUUUUGGCACUCUAGGAAUGUAAUGAACUGUAGGGAUGAAUGACUUCAUUUUUUUUUUUUUUCCUCUGAAGGUCGUGACAGCAGGCUUUGUUAUGUGACACUUAAUAGGGGCAGGCAAACACUCUUGAUGGUCUCAUGACCUCCACACUAAAUAGCGCUGUUUCACACUCAUUCACUACCAGUCAAACAUUUGGACACAUCUACUGUUUUUAUAUUAUUACUGUUUUCCAUAUUUUAAAUAAUAGUAUAUUGAGUGUACAGUAUAUACACACUACCGUUCAAAAGUUUGGGAUCAGAUUUUUUUUAAAUGUUUUUGAAGUCUCUUAUGCUCAUCAAAGCUGCAAUUAUAGUGAAAUCAGUAAUAUUGUGAAAUGUUAAAACUGUUUUCUAUUUUAAUAUAUUUGAAAAUGUAAUUUAUUCCUGUGAUGGCAAAGCUGAAUUUUCAGCAUCUUUACUUCAGUCUUCAGUGUCACAUGAUCCUUCAGAAAUCAUUCUAAUGAGCUGUUUUGGUGCUUAAGAAACAUUUAUUUUUUCAAUGUUGAACACAGUUGUGCUGCUUAAUAUUUUUGUGAAAACCAUGAUACGUUUUUUUUAAGAUUAAUAAAUAGGAAGUUCAAAAGUACAGCAUUUAUUUGAAAUACAAGUCUUAUAUAACAUAUGUCUUUACUGUGACUUUUCAUCAAUUAAAUGUGUCCUAUUGCUCUUAAAUUCUUUGGGGAAAAAAUCUUUUGACCUCAAACUAUUGAAUGGAAGUGUAUAUUAGAGGAGAGUUGCAUUAUUUUAACUAAACAGCUGUUGCCAAGUAGAUUCAGAAUGUUUUAUGUAUUAAAGUUUUAGAAAACAGUAAAAAAAAUCCAUAUAGCAUUCCGUAUAGCAAUACACAGUAAUAAAUAAUUAUCUUUUACCUACGUUUAUGUUUACAAAGGCAUAGGAGAAAUGCGAUGCAGAGAUGUUUUUAUUUUGUGACGACUCGCUCGAUUGUGAGUUUAUAAUCAGUUCACUGAAAGUGAUUCACAGAAAUGAAUCAAACUUACAGACUCAAUCAUAUCUUAUCAAAUUACAUGGUCUUUAGGAAAGUUAAUGGCCAGAUUUUCUCAGCCAACUUCAUGAGGUGCAUCCUGUGAUUCUUUUUAAAUAGUAUUAAAAAAAGUUAACACUUGCAUUCAGUCAGGUGUCCAAACAAAUGUUUGACUGGUAGUGUCAGUGUACAAAAUACAUGUAUUUUAUUAAAUCAAUAGCUGCCCAAAAGAUUUAUUAGCCAAAAAAAAAAAAAAAAGAUAUUUACAUUUCCUCCCUCAUUUGUUGGCUGUUAUAAGUGACUGAAUAGGCAGGGAUCUUUUAACCCUUUAACCCUGUCCUCUGUGCCGCCGUACUGCAGGUGUCAGUGCCUAGUAUUGUGAGGAUAUGAGCUGUGCUGCCGAUGCCCCUGCCUGCCCUCACUCUCCCCCUCUGCUUUACAUGCCAUCACCCCACGCCAAGCUCCACCUGGAUCCAGCGUUUGAACGCACGGAUGCCUGAAUGCACUUUUUGGGGGGAAUUUUUCAAGCUAACUUUUUUCCCCACACGAGCAAGUUUGUCUAGUUGGUUUGCUUUACAUCACGUUGACUGCAGGAAUCACGUUGACUGACUCAUCCUUGUGAAAUUUUUACUCACAUUUUAACACUUCUGAUGGAGUACAAUGUUACCUCCCCGCCCUUCUGUUUCCAUUGUGCAAUCAUUGGUGAAGACAAAACUCUCCCGGCAGGACGUGUUCUUUCCUUAAUAUCCCCAAUGUCCCCAAAAGAUCGUGUGUGACUUCUGACCCCUAAACCCUUAUUACCAAAUGGAUCCAGCUCUAAUGUGAAAGAGCAAGUAUAAAGUGUACCUAACAAACUCCAGAGUCUAGGGAGAGUGUUCAUAUUGUAUAUUUGAUUCAAAAUAAAGAUUUAAAAUGCAUAGAAAUUAACUAAAUUGAUGGCGAUGUACGUUCCCCCCCCCCCCAUCAAGAUUUUGCGCUUAAAGUUUUAAAAGAGAAAUAUUAAGAAUUGUAAACUAUGUACCUUGUGCUUUUAAAGGGGUUAUUGGCCCGUGUACUAGGAGCCUCAGAGUUGAACUUCAGGGAGUAGUGUGUGUUUACAUGUCACCUCUGCACACUUUGUGUUUCCAUUAGUAUUUGAAAAUCACAGGAACGUUUCAGGUCCUCUGUAUUCUCGCCACCUUUAUUCUGAACCCUCCAUUCACGUGAAUGUCAGAAGGUGCAGCAUAAGAGCUAUGAAAGGCACAGAAAAGAGUUCUAAAAGGAUACAGACAAAUGUUUCUAGUUUUAUUCCUCACAUAGGUCAUUUUGAUAUUUUGUAACCAACACAAAUGAUCAGUUUUGUUUCGUUUUUUUUUAAUACCUUUUGGGUGAGGGCUGUUUGAAUUUGGUUGCCAUUACAUAUAAUUGUGGUUUUAUUUGUCAUACUUGCCACCGAUAUAGAUUACACAUUUUAUUUUUUAUUCUAUCCUAGUUUUAAACUUGUCCUACUGAUUUAAUUUAGGGGAUAUGUAAGUAAUACUGAUAUAUGAGAAAUACUAGAAUGAAAUGCAAACUUAUUUUCUAAAUAAUGGAGGUUCAAACCUCUGGUCAAACACUGUGCCAUCCCACAGCUGCCAAGCCCGGUCACUACUGCAUUCUCCUGUUGAAAGGCUAUGAAAGAGUGAUGGUUAUUUCAGUUCUGAUGGACCUGAACACUCCUAUCGCCAACACUACAAAGAAAUGAAACAGGGAGCGAUAGAGAGGGGCUGGUCUACGGGGAAGGGCUACAUUACUUGUAAAGAACAUCAGUAUUCAUUUGCUGUGGUCGAAAUGGCAUACUAACGUACUGCAUACUGAAAUCCUUUUAAAAGCAGCAUGUUAGUAUGCCGUUUCUGCACGCACCCAUUGUCCUCUGGCUCAGCAUCACCACUAUAACUCAUAUGUAACCUGUAUCAAAAUGUAUAGAUUGUGUAUCAUGUUAUUGAAUGUCUAAAAAGAUUAUACAAAAAGUUUAAAAAUACAGAAUAAAUGGCUUGAAAUUGUAUUAAAGUAUUCAUGAAUCAGAAAACAAAAGUCUAGGGAUAAAUGAACUAUUUUUUUCUGUUCUGUAAUUACUGUUGUGUUGAUGGAGGAACACUGGUCAGAGGAUCCGCUGUAAUAAAAAUAAAUUUAGUACAACAUUA